AUGGAUGACAAGGCCAAGAAGGCCCUUAUUGAAGAGGCCAAGCAUGCCCAAGAGGUCGCUCAAGAGGUCGCCCUAUCGGGCGCCUACAUCUAUCCUUUCAAGGGCAUAGUGUACUUCGCGUACCACAAGGACCUCUGGCGUCCGCUCCUCUCGCAGGUCGGACAAAUCAGUAGUCUCGGUUUCAGCGUGACAGGCGCCAUGUUCUUCUUCACAUACGUACCACAGGUGGCUAUCAUGUCAUUCACCAGCGGCCCCUUUGCGCCCAUUUCCGCCGCUCUGCUCAUUCUCACCGAAAGUUCCACGAUCACAAACUUUCUUGCCCGCUCUUUCCUCCUGGAAGAGGCAUUGACGGAUACCUUCGACGGCACGCUCAUUGCCUGCGGUCACGAAUCGCUUGUGGCAGAGGGUCGACAGAUCAAGCCCCAGGCGGGCAGAGAUGCCAUUGCCCGACUGGGCAAAAUGGUGAAGCGCCCUCUGGAUCGGAUGAAGCCGCAGGCGUUGCUGCAUUCGCUGAUCCUUCUACCGUUGAAUUUUAUUCCGGUGGUGGGAACUGCGUUGUACGCAUAUGCGCAGGGGAAGAAGUUAGGGCCGGUGGCUCAUACGAGGUAUUUCCAGCUGAAGGGGUGGGGUGAGAAGCAGAAGGAUGCAUGGGUGGAAAAGAACAGGGGGGCGUAUACGGGGCUCGGAAUGGCCUCGUUCUUUCUGGAAAUGAUCCCUUUCGCUUCCAUCGCUUUUUCGUUCACGAACACCGUGGGCGCGGCGCUGUGGGCGGCGGAUUUGGAAACAGCACGCAGGUAA
Aspergillus oryzae RIB40 is the source of this 798-nucleotide messenger RNA. RefSeq lists its product as uncharacterized. Lineage: Eukaryota; Fungi; Ascomycota; Eurotiomycetes; Eurotiales; Aspergillaceae. The record is from RefSeq and is a predicted model, not a curated record. The transcript has 3 exons. Gene Ontology annotation, cellular component: lipid droplet; prospore membrane; ascospore wall. Bases 1 to 798 code for a protein of 265 amino acids.